Messenger RNA from Nematolebias whitei (Rio pearlfish), 668 nucleotides. RefSeq names its product nuclear transport factor 2-like export factor 2 (gene nxt2). Gene Ontology annotation, biological process: protein import into nucleus. The transcript is spliced from 4 exons. Gene Ontology annotation, cellular component: nuclear pore central transport channel. NCBI's taxonomy places the organism in Eukaryota, Metazoa, Chordata, Actinopteri, Cyprinodontiformes, Rivulidae. Bases 149 to 577 code for a protein of 142 amino acids. The record is from RefSeq and is a predicted model, not a curated record.
AGUAAAACGUGUUUCAAGAUGGACGCGUUGUUUUCUAAGUAAAGACGUAACAAAGCCAGUUUUGAAUUAUUAUAACGUUAUCCUCACGAUUUAUCACUUUUAUUGUUAUUUCUUGUUUAUUUGUUGUUUCGAUUAAAUUGUUACAAACAUGGCAAGCACGUUGGAUUUCAGGACACACGCUGACCAGUCGUGUCGAUAUUCUGAAGAGUUUGUCAACAUUUACUAUGAUUGCAUGGAUAAGAAAAGAAGGAACUUGACCCGGCUGUACAUGGACAAGGCGACCCUGGUGUGGAACGGCACUGCCGUGUCAGGACAAGAUGCUCUGAGCGAGUUUUUUGAGUCUCUGCCAUCGAGCGAGUUUCAGGUUCAAACACUGGACUGUCAGCCAGUUCAUGAACAUGCGACCCAAGGCCAGACUACUUUGCUGGUGGUGACUGGUGGGUUAGUCAAGUUCGAAGGCAACAAACAGCGAUUCUUCAACCAGAAUUUUCUUCUUACGGCUCAGGCUUCACCCAAUGACCAACCCGUGUGGAAGAUCGCAAGUGACUGUUUCCGAUUUCAGGACUGGAACAGCUGAGGCUUUGUUUGCUUUUGUUGCUGUUUUAUGUUUGCUUGAUUCAUUAACAGCAAUCGUCUUGAAGCAUUUGUAUUUUUGCAUUUUGUAAAAU